This is a messenger RNA of Naumovozyma dairenensis CBS 421, 1182 nucleotides long. RefSeq names its product cystathionine gamma-lyase CYS3 (gene CYS3). Gene Ontology annotation, cellular component: cytoplasm. The record is from RefSeq and is a predicted model, not a curated record. Lineage: Eukaryota; Fungi; Ascomycota; Saccharomycetes; Saccharomycetales; Saccharomycetaceae. The transcript has a single exon. Gene Ontology annotation, biological process: transsulfuration. The coding region runs from base 1 to 1182 and encodes 393 amino acids. Gene Ontology annotation, molecular function: cystathionine gamma-lyase activity; pyridoxal phosphate binding.
AUGGGUCUAAUUGCUUCCGAUAAAUUCGCUACUAAAGCUAUCCAUGCUGGUUCUCAUGUCGAUGUCCAUGGUUCUGUUAUUGAACCAAUCUCCUUAUCUACCACUUUCAAACAAUCUGCUCCAGCUCAACCAAUUGGUACAUACGAAUAUUCUAGAUCACAAAAUCCAAACAGAGAAAACUUAGAAAACGCCAUCGCUGCCUUAGAAAAUGGUAAGUACGGGUUAGCUUUCUCCUCAGGUUCUGCUACUACCGCCAUCAUCUUACAAUCUCUACCACAAAACUCCCAUGCCAUCUCCAUCGGUGAUGUUUAUGGUGGUACUCACAGAUACUUCACUAAAGUUGCUAACGCUCACGGUGUUGAAACUACUUUCACCAACGAUUUAAUUAAGGAUUUACCAAACCUAGUUAAGGAAAACACUAAAUUAGUUUGGAUUGAAUCUCCAACCAACCCAACUUUAAAAGUCACUGACAUUGAAGCUGUCUCCAAAUCUAUUAAAUCUUUAAACAAGGAUAUCCUACUUGUAGUAGACAACACUUUCUUAUCUCCAUAUCUUUCAAACCCAUUAAACUUCGGUGCUGACAUUGUUGUUCAUUCAGCAACUAAAUACAUUAACGGUCACUCUGAUGUGGUCUUAGGUGUCUUAGCCACUAACAAUCAAGAAAUUUAUGAAAGAUUACAAUUCUUACAAAAUGCUGUUGGUGCCAUCCCAUCUCCUUUCGACAGUUGGUUAACUCACAGAGGUUUAAAGACUCUACAUUUACGUGUCAGACAAGCUUCUUUAACUGCAACCAAGAUUGCUGAAUUUUUAAGCACAAAUCCAAACGUUAAAGCUGUCAACUACCCAGGUUUACCAACACACGAAAAUUAUGAUAUCGUUAAGAAACAACAUCGUGAAGCUCUAGGUGGUGGUAUGAUCUCUUUCAGAAUUAACGGUGGUAGUGAAGCUGCUGCUAAAUUCUCCUCCUCUACUAGAUUAUUCACGUUAGCUGAAUCUUUAGGUGGUAUCGAAUCUCUUUUGGAAGUCCCAGCUGUUAUGACUCAUGGUGGUAUUCCAAAGGAAAGUAGAGAAGCUUCUGGUGUUUACGAUGAUUUGAUUAGAUUAUCUGUAGGUAUUGAAGAUGCUGGUGAUUUAUUGGAUGACAUUAAACAAGCUCUUGAAGUCGCCGCAGCUAAGAACUAA